This is a messenger RNA of Aspergillus pseudotamarii, 944 nucleotides long. RefSeq lists its product as uncharacterized. Lineage: Eukaryota; Fungi; Ascomycota; Eurotiomycetes; Eurotiales; Aspergillaceae. The coding region runs from base 614 to 841 and encodes 75 amino acids. The record is from RefSeq and is a predicted model, not a curated record. The transcript has a single exon.
AACAUGACGGAGCAACUAAGCUUCAAACCAUGGAGGACCAGGGUUCAGCCGACAUGCAAUUCCCCUGGACAAGCUCCCGUACCUUUAAUGUCACCCCAGCCAUAAACCCUCGUCCUCAACAGGCCACGAGUCGCGAUAAGUCCAUAUCGAUACUAGGGAUCUACAUCCCUGCGUCUUUAUCGGGCGCGUUCACGUCUCAGAUCGGACCACCGGGGCUCAACAUAUCCUGCAUCAAAGGAUUCUAAACCCCGCAAUCUGAUUCUUCCACCGUACUCUCGGGUUACCGGAGAACUAUCACGGUAUUCGGCUCGUAUGUGAAGGAGGCGGGAUUUGAACUCUCACAUCAUCGCGCAUGCGAGGCGCUGUUGGAAUGUAACACGAGGAGGGGCUCGACUAAUUUGGCGUUGAUGCUAGAUGGUUGGGAAGUUUUCCCCCUUUGGCCGACUUGGACAGCACGGCUUAUCCCCCACAUCCGACGUCAACCCCAUAUGCGUCCCGGUGAUCCUCCACAGACCUGUAAAGCUUAAAGAGCAGACCACCCGCGUCAGCAGAACGAUAAAGUUUGAUGCAACUUGAGCACUCUACAUUCUAAGUAGACCUUCGAGCCAGUUUCAUGCGAAUACCCAAUUAUCUAUGGUGUGGAUUUGACAGAUGUUACCGUGUAGUGAUAUCGGGCUUUAUAGAUAUCUUCCUUCGUUCAUCCGAUGCUGUUAUAUCGAUAUUCACUAGUGACCGGUUACUAUACUCUAUACGUUGCCCUUUACGGUGCUAUAAUGGAGCAUACCACUUUCUGAAGGCGUUUUGCGGCCCCCAAUCCUGUAGGGCCAGCACCGACCAUUAGAACAUCCACUUCACUAACAGCUGUGUCAGCACAUCUCAAUAAGGUAGUUGGUCUGAUCCACAUACAUCUGGUAAGCGAGCAUAGUCAUUAGGAUAUGUAAAAU